GACUAUCCUGCGCUUAGAGAAGUCCUCCAUAUUUCACUUCGGAGAAGCAUCUAAGCCAUUUCUCAAGGGUGUGAGCUUAGAAAUGCAGCAAAACCAGUCUUGGGCUAUUCUAGGACUACAAAAAACAUCGCUCCUCCGGGCGUUUCUUGGACAACAUCGAGUUGUUCCAGCGCUUCCAUCAGGAAUAUGGCCAUUCCUGUCAAAUUUAGAGCCCCCAAAAGCUCCCGACUCAGGAAUUGCAUUUGUUUCUUUCGCUUACCAACAACGGAGGACAAUCCCGACAGGAGGGGCGUUUUAUGAUUACUCCGCCCGUUAUGGGGCAGUAAGAGAGGAGGAUAAAGUCACGCUUCGAGAGAGUAUCCCCAUUUGUCACCCUAGGACUGGAGCAGCCUUGGAUACGAAUCUACUAGAAACUCUCGCAAAGAGUUUGGCGAUUGAUCAUUUGCUGGAUCUCCCAUUAGUCGUAUUAAGCAAUGGUCAGACGAGGCGCGCAGCAAUUAUGCGGCAACUUCUGCUUGAGCCGGAAGUCCUUAUUUUGGAUGAGCCGUUAACUGGCCUUGAUAUAAAGCAGAGGCCCUCGUUGCUGGAAUUCUUGCAUGGAUUGCAUCGGAGAAAAGAUCCGUGGAUUUUACUUGGUCUCAGACGUCAGGAUCCUUUGCCCGAUUGGGUGACACAUGUUGCUUACGCCCAAGAUAACAAUGUCAUCUCUGGUCACCGGACAAGUGAUUCUGUACGCCCGUUUUUUAGAGCUGACCGGUCGUCGACCAAACGAGUGCCGGAUGCCCUAGCACCGGAGCGUCCUACAAAACACUUUUCCCCUCCCGGUGCCGCUGUUACUGGGAAUCCUCUUAUUCAAAUCCGCGGUCUGAACAUACAAUAUGAAAACAGGAAGAUCCUCAGUGAGCUUGACUGGACAAUUAGAGAAGGUGAACGAUGGCAUCUCACGGGUCCUAAUGGCUCUGGAAAAACGACCCUCCUGUCGGUCCUCACAGGCGACCAUCCACAGUCCUACACUCAAAAGAAUCUGGUGCUCUUUGGCAAGCCUCGAAGGCAAUUGGCCCUCUCCCAGAUUCACAGCCGCAUCGGGAUCUGUUCCCCAGAAAUUUUCAAUGCUUUCCCUAGACGGUCGGGGCCAGAGGGUUUAACUGUCCGCGAUGCCAUCGGAACAGGGUUUGAAAGCAUAUUUUCAUUUAGGCCGAGAACCCCCGAGCAAGAACGACGAAUCGAUGAAGUCCUGCAAAAAUUCAAAGGCGCACUAAGCAACGAUUUUGAUGCUGAUGUACACUUUGGUUCAUUAAGCCAUGGGGAACAGAGUUUCGUGCUUUUUUUAAGGGCAAUCAUUAAUGAACCUCCACUCCUGAUUUUGGACGAGGUGUUUUCUGGGAUGCCGGGGGAAAUGAUCACCGUUACGAAAGAAUUCCUUCGGACGGGGCUUAAACAUGAACAGAGUGUGGUAUUCGUCUCUCACUGGGAUGAAGAGCUACCAUGGCCGACGGAGGUUCGGCGGUUGGUUUUGGGGGAUAAUAAUUGUGAUCAUCGCUAGGAUACGUCAGCCCCUUUCCAGCUAUGAUCGAUUGAAUCCCUCUACCCUCAUUCCCCCUUUCUUCUGACGUAACGUGAUAUCCUCACGGUACCUAGGAUUACGUCGGGUUCAGGACAUUGGUCACACGCGCUUCACCAUAGCUGCGUAAUUAAAAAAUAUUCUCCGAAAUCUGCAGGCAGUUUGGCUCGAGGAACGACAAGAUGCAUCACGUAAUGUUAUCUCAACUAUGAUGUUGAGUCUGUCUCAUCACCCCCAGGGGGAUUCGGUGGUUGGGUGAUCGGGGGAGGCUGGGUAGGUGUUUAGCUGUACAGUGACCCCAGGGACGCCUUUGGCAGAGCAAUGUCGAAACAGAGAAAAGUUUUGAGUGGCCCCUCUUCCUC
Molecule: messenger RNA, 1923 nt
Organism: Cantharellus anzutake
Lineage: Eukaryota; Fungi; Basidiomycota; Agaricomycetes; Cantharellales; Hydnaceae
Product: P-loop containing nucleoside triphosphate hydrolase protein
Exons: 5
Coding region: 83-1543 (486 amino acids)
Molecular function (GO): ATP hydrolysis activity; ATP binding
Source: RefSeq, a predicted model, not a curated record